Drosophila bipectinata is the source of this 1641-nucleotide messenger RNA. RefSeq names its product RNA guanine-7 methyltransferase (gene Rnmt). Lineage: Eukaryota; Metazoa; Arthropoda; Insecta; Diptera; Drosophilidae. Gene Ontology annotation, cellular component: nucleus. Gene Ontology annotation, biological process: 7-methylguanosine mRNA capping. The record is from RefSeq and is a predicted model, not a curated record. Gene Ontology annotation, molecular function: mRNA 5'-cap (guanine-N7-)-methyltransferase activity.
UCUAGCGACCCGAUAACAUCGAUAGCUCGAACGGUCUCAUCACAACAAGGCAAUCUAGUGAAAUUAUGAGCGUAAAUUACGAACAAAAUGCCGCUGAUGAGCAAUUUGCGAGAGCACACAAGGCUGUCAGCUUGUCAGAUGACGAGGAAAGUGAAAGCAAUGGAGAAGGACUCUCGGAAAGGCCCCAGGAACCGCCUGCGACAUCCAGCAGUCUGGCACAGGAGUUCUACGAGGAGCCGGGUGGAAAAGGUGGUGGUGGUGGAGAUGGCGAGACGCAGGAGGAUGAAGCUGCCGGCGGAGCGGCAAACACACAUGUGGUGGCCACCCACUACAACGAGCUUAAGGAGGCCGGACGCAAGGACCGGCAAAAGUCAAAAAUCUUCUUCAUGCGAAACUUUAACAACUGGGUCAAGAGCCAGCUGAUCAACGAGUACAUGGCGCAAAUUAAGGAACAGAAGCGCGUCGGUGAUGCUCUUCGCGUGCUAGACAUGUGCUGUGGCAAGGGCGGUGACCUGCUCAAAUGGGAAAAGGCGUCCAUCUCGCAUCUCAUCUGCACGGACAUAGCUGAGGUUUCAAUAGAGCAGUGCCAGCGGAGGUAUCAGGAUAUUCUGCGAAGAGCCGAGAACUCAAAGUUCAGCAACAAGUUCACCGCCGAAUUUUUCGCCUGUGACUCGACACUAGUCCGCUUGCGUGAACGGUACAAGGACCCUUCUUUGCAGCUGAAUCUUGUAUCCUGCCAGUUUGCGUUUCACUACUGUUUCGAAUCGCUGGCCCAGGCCGACUGCAUGAUGCGGAAUGCGGCCGAGUGCCUGAAGCCAGGCGGCUUCUUUAUAGCCACGAUUCCGGACGCCUAUGAGAUUGUUCGAAGGCUGAAGGCAGCCGGUCCAGAGACGCGCCGCUUCGGAAACGAUGUCUACAGCAUCGAGUUUGACUGCGAAACAGAUCCACUGCCACUUUUUGGAGCAAAGUACCAGUUUCACUUGGAGGGCGUCGUUGAUUGUCCCGAGUUUCUGGUGCAUUUCCCAACGCUGGUGAAACUGGGCCGUAAAUAUGGCCUACAGCUGAUCCGGCGUUCCACCUUUUCAGAAUACUAUAAGGAGACCCUGCCCAAAGGUCGGCAGCUCCUGCAGCGUAUGACGGGCUUGGAAACGGUUCAAACCCAGCGACAUGGUAGCGAGGAACAGUUCGCCCAUAUUCGGAACUUCCAGGCAACGCAACGCGGAAGACCGCUGGGUACACUCUCCAAAUCAGAAUGGGAAGCAGCAACACUUUAUCUGGUUUGUGCCUUCAAAAAAUGCAAAAACUCUUGGGAUACCAAUGGCAAACCCGUGUUUGAGUUUGACGACUGAACAGCAACCAGCCAAUUAUACGUAAAAAGAGUCCUUUCAAGUCCUGUUUAUGGUGGCCCAAAUAUUUAAAAGAUCAUACUCGAAAGCGUGAACAGAUUGUAUUUUUAGGCAUUUUAUAUGUGAAAGUGUUUAGUUAGAUUUUUAGAUUUUCAAAUAAUUACAGAGGUUUCUUUACUAAAGUUUUCACCUUUAAAAUAUUUACACUGAUUAGCUACAAGAAUUUAUUUCAAUUAAAGUUAAAAGAUUGUUUGAAAACUGUAUGAAUAUUAUAGAUCAACAUGCAAAUAUAAAA